AUGCCAGGUCCGCGCGUGCCGCGACCUCUCCUCCUUUCCCACCACCUUGAGCAGCCUUUCGAGGCUCAGGAGUUGGCCUUGGCCAAGCUCCCUCAGCUGCCCCACCUCCUGCCAUCGCUGCCGCACUCCCUCGAGAUCCUCUCCCUUGGAACCUACCAGCGCCUCACCCCUUUUCUGGAAAUCCCUGCUCUGCCCAGGCUGAGGAGCUUGAGCCUCAUAAGUGUGGGCUGCAUGCGCGGGCUGGUCCCGAGCAUGGUGCUGCCCGCCAUGGAGCACGUGGAGCUGUUGCUGGUGGGCGAGGCCGAGGACCUCCCACUGCCCCUAGAGUUGUUCCCCAACCUCCGCACCCUCAAAAUCGCAACUGCUGGCCGCCUGAAGAGUUUUCCAAAGAAGUAUGUUCCAGUGUUGCAGCGACUGCAGCGCAUUCACAUCAACCAGGCUGUCAAGUUGAGGGAGCUCACAGACAGUGUCACCGCUCUGCACCGCCUCACAUCCAUUGAGAUCCAUGCUCCCGAGUUCUCCUCGCUACCGGAUGGUAUCGGCGCCUUGACUCGACUGCGUCGGCUGAAUCUGGCCAACUGCUCGGCACUUGCAGAGCUCCCGGCUUCCCUCACGCAGCUCUCCUGCCUGCACGACCUGAACCUGCGCUGCACCUCCCUGCACUCCCUGCCUCGCCACUUUGGACGGCUGCGUCGGCUCAAGACUCUUACCGGUAACCUGCAUGGGUGCAAGCAGCUGGUAGCGUUGCCAAGGGAUAUCUCCCAGCUCACGAUGCUUCAUAGCUUGACCAUCACAGGGUGUGCUGAUGACCUUGACACUGAGUGCCCUGACGGCAUGCGUGGAUUGCAUAUCGCCAAGACCUUCUAUGACUACUCGGAGUAA
Closterium sp. NIES-65 is the source of this 882-nucleotide messenger RNA. The record is from the annotation of a GenBank genome assembly. Lineage: Eukaryota; Viridiplantae; Streptophyta; Zygnematophyceae; Desmidiales; Closteriaceae.